Molecule: messenger RNA, 1230 nt
Organism: Anopheles aquasalis
Lineage: Eukaryota; Metazoa; Arthropoda; Insecta; Diptera; Culicidae
Product: transcriptional adapter 1-like
Biological process (GO): regulation of transcription by RNA polymerase II
Cellular component (GO): SAGA complex
Molecular function (GO): transcription coactivator activity
Source: RefSeq, a predicted model, not a curated record
CAAGUGGCCCCGUUUUGUCGGACUUUAUCUUCAGGGUAGCUUGCAAAGGCCCAGGAAGCUUGAUUCAAGCGCCGCACUGGGGUAAAUCCUCUCUGAAGAACGACAAAAAACAGAAAAAUCCUGUGAAAUUCGGCGCCGAGAUGAGCUCAACAGCGAAAACUGAGGUCGAAGAUGCCAAGCAGGCACUGAUGGUGGCGCUGGGCGAUAAAUGGGCCGUAUAUUUGGCCAACAUGAAGAUGUGGUUUCGCAAGAAAAGUUCCAAGGAAGAGUUUGAUCUGGAAAGCCGCCGCCUUCUCGAUCGUAGCCAAACCCAUCUACACAACCGCUUUCUGUUGGCCAUCCUUAACAAAAUUGACGCCGUCGUACCGCCACAAUCUUCUACGGCCAACGCGUUCGAUGGCAUGCACAACGCCAGGCCAUGCGAGGACCACUCGUUACUGCAGCAGCACGAUGGACGGAGUGGCAAAAAACGGAAGCGCUCCAGCAAGUCCUCUAGCGAGCGGGCCACCUUCGCGCCCACACCCCUGCAUGAGUACAUUGCCAGUGAACCGGCCAGCGAAACGGACCUAUCGAGUGGCCAGCAACAGCAGAGUGUACCGAGCAUACGUUAUGCUGCGCAGGAGCUUUUCCUUCCUGAUCAUGGACUCGUGCUCGGUCGGUUGUUGGUAGGCGCGUGGGAGAAUGGUCUGGCCAGUGCAGAGGACGGCGCGGUCGAGCUCAUCGUAAAUGCCGUUCAAGUUUUGCUGAAAAACAUUCUAACGGCUACGAUAUUGGCACGCAAGGACAGUCGGCUUACAGGGAACGGUACGUUUUUCUACGACGUCGGGUAUGAGCUGAAGCACCCGUUUGUCAGGAAUACGGUAACCAAGAGCAAAAUUGACGAUGAGCCCAUGGACUUGGACAAAGAAAUCACCACGGUUUCAUACCUGAAGCCGCCCCCGGGCGAAUCGUUAUUCCUAGCAGGCUGUGAGCAGUUGUAUCCUAGGGUAAACCAAAAAAUCAGUGCUUACGAAGUGUACCGAGCGCUGCAGGAUCGGAACAUCAUACCAUCGCAUUCGGUGUACUCUAUGAACAUUGAAAGGAUCUCUAGCCAACUGUCGUAAUUUGUUCUUCAACUAAAAAUGCUAUCUCCUUCGGUACGGACUUACCUUUGGAGAGAUGGUCAAGCGUUGCUGCGUGUAGAUAUUCGUCUGUUUAUUUUAAUAUUAAUUUAAUUCAAUAUAUUUUCAU